Pleurotus ostreatus (oyster mushroom) is the source of this 453-nucleotide messenger RNA. RefSeq lists its product as uncharacterized. The record is from RefSeq and is a predicted model, not a curated record. Lineage: Eukaryota; Fungi; Basidiomycota; Agaricomycetes; Agaricales; Pleurotaceae. The transcript is spliced from 5 exons. The coding region runs from base 1 to 453 and encodes 150 amino acids.
AUGAAGUUCGCUGCUGUAUUCGCCUCUGUCCUCGUCUUCGUUCUUGUUGCGGUUGCCUCACCCGUAGAAGACGUCAAACCAACCGCAGAGCCAGUUACGAAGAGCCCCGAGGCUAGCCAGAUGUGCGAUGCAUCGGGCCGCAUUCUGCGGGAGAUGGAGCCUUCUAUUGUUAUUCAGUAUACUAUUGCUGACGGAGCACGGUCGCCAGUGUGGUAUACAGCGCGGCACUACCUCACCGACCUCAUUUCCUGUGGCGACGACCGCGCACGGUGGCAUGGCUUUGCACCUCAACCAACACUCUAUAAGUCCUGUUCACUGGAUCUCAUCAAAACGUUGUCCAUGCGACUCGAUGUUGAUAAGACGUCCACGGAUAUCCUGGAAAAUGGGCGUGGUACUGCAUCCUUGGGACUUUGUCUGCAGAAAAUGCCUCCGACGCGGAGUCGCCGCAGAUAG